AAAUGUGUCAAAGUCCCACCCUGUAGGUGUGAUCGCGUCGCCAGUCGUAUUAGUCAGAGAUCGGACGGCUACAUAAAGAGGCGCAACAUACAUGAUGACAGAAACUCGUCCCUCGCUCUACUGCUGCUGUCAAAAUAAAACUGACUGCGGUUGGUCCGGCGGAUGAUGAAUGAGGAGAGGUUUGAUAAUCCCAUUUAUAGCAGUGGUCCAAUGGGCCUCACCGAAGGAGACCGGGAAUCCUUACGGAAACCAUGCAACCGAACUCACCUCUCAGGUUCCGAAUGCUUAAGAAGACACUACAUACUACUGCUGUGUGUGGUAGUAGUGGGGUGUACUGUGGCUGUCAUAAGUCUGUUUGCCCAGAAAAACUAUCAAAUUGCACAGCGACAGCAGUCAAAUAUGGAACCCUCUGCGGCAGAGAGAGAAGAGAUGAAGUCUCUGAAAUCAGAGGACUACAGCGUUCUUCUAAAUAUGAUUUUAAAGCAGGAAGGGUGGAAGUAUAUCAACUCCAGUUUGUACUACAUGUCUACUGAGACCAAGUCCUGGGGUGAGAGCAGACCUUACUGCCAACGGAAGGGAUUGGACCUGGUGACCAUAAACAGCAAAGACGAAGAGGACUUUCUCCUUGACGUGGUCCGUGCAAAGAAAUUGGAUGUAGCCUGGAUUGGUUUUUCUCCCAACAACACAAAGGAGAUAUCUACACGGGUGAAGAGAGGUGUGGGGUCAGAAGAAGGUGCUCAGGAAGAGGACUGUGCUACGCUUACGGUAUAUGAGACACCUGCAGUGAAAGAACUAACCGGGGGACAAUGUGGGACAAAGAAAUACUGUAUUUGUGAAAAAUACCUGGAUGUCAAAUACAAUGUAAGCAAGAGAAACCGUUAACUGGUUCUUCUGAAAGGAUUCGACUUCUUUUUAAUGGAUGGAACAACUGCUAGCUUCAACUCUUCUUUUAAAUGGAGGGAACAACUGCUAGCUUCAACUCUUCUUUUAAAUGGAGGGAACAACUGCUAGCUUCAACUCUUCUUUUAAAUGGAGGGAACAACUGCUAGCUUCAACUCUUCUUUUAAAUGGAGGGAACAACUGCUAGCUUCAAUGUUUCUUUUAAAUGGAGGGAACAACUGCUAGCUUCAACUUCUUUUUAAUGGAGGGAACAACUGCUAGCUUCAAUUUUUCUUUUUAAUGGAGGGAACAACUGCUAGCUUCAAUUUUUCUUUUUAAAUGGAGGGAACAACUGCUAGCUUCAACGUUUCUUUUUUAAAUGGAGGGAACAACUGCAUUUUCCAAGAAGCAACUGUUAGUCAUUCCAGUUAGGUUGGUGAGGUUUUUUACCCUGAAAUACACAUCUGCAUCGUAUAUUAAGAAAAGUUAAAAGGGUAGUUUUCUGUGCUAGGAAACCCCCCCCCCCUGCAUUGUUCCAAUACGCAAAAGCACUUUCAGUCAAUAAGCUUUCCAUUUUAUCCAGACAGUUUUCAACUGAAGUCAAUGGGCAGAUGGAUUCAAUGGGCAGAUGGAUUCAAUGGGCAGAUGGAUUCAAUGGGCAGAUGGAUUCAAUGGGCAGAUGGAUUCAAUGGGCAGAUGGAUUCAAUGGGCAGAUGGAUUCAAUGGGCAGAUGGAUUCAAUGGGCAGAUGGAUUCAAUGGGCAGAUGGAUUCAAUGGGCAGAUGGAUUCAAUGGGCAGAUGGAUUAAAAACAUUUUUGUUUUAAAGUAAACAUAAAUAAAAACAACAUUUAGUAAAACAUUGUGUUUAGACGGGGGGCUGACAGAGCAGGGUAGGAACACACACCGUACACACACACACACACACACACACACACACCUUACACACACACACACACACCUUACACACACACACACACACACCUUACACAC
Molecule: messenger RNA, 1869 nt
Organism: Oncorhynchus kisutch (coho salmon)
Lineage: Eukaryota; Metazoa; Chordata; Actinopteri; Salmoniformes; Salmonidae
Product: killer cell lectin-like receptor subfamily B member 1B allele B
Exons: 5
Coding region: 163-882 (239 amino acids)
Source: RefSeq, a predicted model, not a curated record